CUCAGUGGCUUUGUUUUCUAUUUAACUUCAAAAAAUAAACCAGAAAGAUCGGACCAUUUACGCACUAGACUUCAAUGACGAUUAAGUAUUUGAUCCUAGCACUUACUAUGAGUAUUGCACUGCGUAAUUGCAGUGCUGUGACUUUGGAUGUUGGAGAUACGCUUCGAUUGGGGGCUUCGCUCGCUGGAAAUCAGAUCCUAAAGUCAAGAAAUGGCACGUUUGCAUUGGGAUUAUUCAGUCCCAGAGGAACCAAUAAUGGGUAUGUUGGCAUCUGGUAUGCACCAGUCUCUCAAAAGGCCAUAGUUUGGGUGGCUAACAGAGAAAAUCCUGUCAGAAACAUGCCCGGCAUUCUUAAAUUUUCCAGAGACGGUCAUCUCAGAUUGUUUGAUAGAAAAGGCCGGUCAGUUUGGUCGACUGAUAUUGGCCUGAAAGGGUCACGAGCCGUAUUAAGGGACUCUGGUAAUUUCAUUGUGCCGGACGCCCACAACAAGUCUGCGAUUGUUUGGGAGAGUUUCGCGCAUCCGACAGAUACGUGGUUGCCUGGCAUGAAGAUGUGGAAAGGCAUGAAGCUUACUUCUUGGAAGAGUUCGGUGGAUCCUGCACCUGGGCUCUUCUCUUUCGGAAUGGACGUGUCUCCAGGAAAGACGCAGACGAUGAUGUUCUAUAACAACAGCAUUCAAUACAGAUCUAGUGGAGAAUCCACUGCCAAUUAUUUUACUAAGGUUCCCGAAUUGGAAGGUCAGAAGAAGUUUGAAGUGUCCUGUGUGAAGCUUUCUUCUUCAAGAAUAUACAUUAAUUUUAGCAUAAACCCGAUAGAUCAUACUCUCACGGGGCGGUUAUUCUUAAAUGAGAACGGCGAAUUACAACUCUACUUCUGGAUGGAUGAUCAUAGAUGGAGUCUGAGGUGGUCGACACACCGAGGUCAAUGCAGCGAAUAUGAAAUCUGCGGGGCGUAUGGAUUGUGCAAUGCGAAUGAUGUGUGCAGUUGUGUGCAGGGCUUCACACCCAAGCACCCAUCUCAAAGCUGGUGGUCAAGCGGGUGUGCUCGGCGAAGACCCCUCCAAUGUUCUGUCACAGGAGGUACAACGGAUGGCUUUUUGGAAGCCAAGAACCAAUCCUUGUCCGAAAAAGAAGCUGUCUUAUACAACGACGAGGCAACACAGCGAGGCUGCCGGACUGCUUGUCUCAACAAUUGCUCCUGCACAGGGUUCGCUUUCCUUAUUUCUGAUCCACCCGUCUGUAGACUGUGGUUUGGGGAUUUAUUCGGAAUGCGCGUUUCAUCCGAGGGCCAAUCCGUCUUCAUUAGGCUCGCUGCUUCUGAGUUGGGGCACUCGAGAUCAGAGCGAAGGAUUAAAGCCCCUGCACUAAGUAUUUUAGUGUCUGUAGCCGCAGCUUUUGCUGCUGUUUCAGCUGUCCUGUUGGCCGCAUUUACUAUGUGGAAACAUCGGAGAUUGUGGAGGACAGAAAUGGAAGAGGAGGUGCCGAUAUCGCUCAAAAAGUUCAGUUACAAAGAGCUGCGAAUUGCAACUAAGAAUUUCAAGCAUAAGCUCGGUAGUGGAGCAUUCGGCUCUGUGUUCAAAGGCACUCUGCCCGACAACACGGCCAUUGCAGUUAAGAGAUUAAAGGGUUCCACACAAGCAGCUGAAAAACAAUUCCGUGCGGAAAUAGUGACCACUGGCAGAAUACAGCAUGUGAAUUUGAUCAGGCUGUGGGGAUUCUGCGUAGAACGUUCAAAAAGGUUACUGGUGUAUGCCUACAUGCCCAACGGCUCUCUAAAUUCCUUCCUCUUCUCUAAGCCGGAAGACGCAGGGAAGGUGUUGGACUGGAAGACGCGGUUUCAGAUCGCACUGGGAACUGCACGAGGAUUACGUUAUCUCCAUGAGGAAUGCAGGGAUCGCAUUAUUCACUGCGAUAUCAAGCCUGAAAACAUUCUCCUCGACAGUGACUUCAGCCCAAGGCUGGCAGAUUUUGGGCUAGCAAAGCUGGUGGGUAGAGAUUUCAGCCGCGUGCAGACAACCAUGAGAGGAACUCCAGGGUACUUGGCUCCAGAGUGGAUCUCCGGACUCCCUAUCACUCCCAAGGUGGACGUUUACAGUUUUGGUAUGACGCUGCUGGAAAUUAUAUCUGGUCGUAGAAAUCUGGACUUGAAGGUUGAGGAGAGCAGAUUCUACUUUCCUAUGUGGGCUUCAUCUCAAAUUCAGAAGGGAAACAUAAUAGACCUUGUAGAUGCAAGGAUAGCAAGUGAAGCGGAUAUGAAAGAGGUGAGAAGAGCCGCUGUGGUGGGAGGGCUGUGCAUUCAAGACGACGACAAUGAGAGGCCGAGCAUGAGUGAAGUGGUGAAGAUCUUGGAAGGCACGAUGGAGGUUCCAGCGUCACAAAUUUCGAGGACUCUAGGGGUACUAGUAGAUCAGAACGAGGACGGCGACAGCGAUAGCUGCGGUCAAUAUCUUUCCAUAUCAAGUGAUUCCAUACUCGCAAAACAGUAGCCAGUUUCAGGUCCCAGUUGCAUAACAGAAGUCCAUUUUUUUCCAUGAAAAUGUGGACCUCAAUAUUUUUGAUGUCUAAGUUCGGAUUACUUUCGAGUCCUCAAUCACUUUGAGCAUAUAGCUUUAGUCUAAGGUCCUAGUUUGUUCAGAAGCGUUGUAAUUGGUGGUAGUUAUGAUUACAAGCGAUUUUAGCUGUUCUUGUGUGAAGUUAUUUUAG
Messenger RNA from Cryptomeria japonica (Japanese cedar), 2703 nucleotides. Its product is annotated as G-type lectin S-receptor-like serine/threonine-protein kinase At2g19130. The record is from RefSeq and is a predicted model, not a curated record. The transcript has a single exon. Lineage: Eukaryota; Viridiplantae; Streptophyta; Pinopsida; Cupressales; Cupressaceae. Gene Ontology annotation, molecular function: ATP binding; protein serine/threonine kinase activity. Gene Ontology annotation, biological process: recognition of pollen; protein phosphorylation. Bases 75 to 2486 code for a protein of 803 amino acids.